GAAAUGCGCCUGCUCAGGUUUCAACUUCCAAUUCUUCGAACCAUUCUUUGAACAACUCUGCCCACUCGGCAGCCACUUCUCAGCAAUCACAGUCGUCACAGCAGCACCAGCAGCACCAACACCAACAGCAGCAUCAACAACAACAGCAGCAGCAAUCACAGGCAGCAGGAGGCACCAAGGGAAACACUCCCCGCCAAUUACUGGUCGCUGGAUACCACCAUCGUUGCGUCCGCAGCAUGGACUUACGCAGAGCGAGAAGAACGAUGCCGUGUUCCGGCGCGUAAGGGGAAUACUGAACAAGCUAACGCCCGAGAAAUUCCAGGAGCUGAGCGAUGAACUACUGCAACUUGACCUCAAUUCGAUUGUCAUUUUGAAUGGUGUGAUCUUGCUGAUCUUUGACAAGGCAUUGGAUGAGCCCAAGUACUCGUCUAUGUACGCACAGCUGUGCAAGCGCCUGUCCGAGGAAGCACCAUCGUUUGAUAAGGAACCAAACAACUCUUGCACUUUCCUGCGACUCCUGAUUGCCGUCUGUCGCGACAAGUUUAACAAUCGUCUGAAGCGCGACGAGAACGACAGCAGACCGCCACCAGAAAAUGAGGCCGACGAGGAGGAACGCCGCCACCUGGCGAAGCAGCGCAUGCUCGGCAACGUUAAAUUUAUUGGGGAGCUCAACAAGCUCGACAUGCUGUCGAAAACCGUGCUGCAUCAGUGCAUCAUGGAGCUACUGGACAAGAAGAAGAAGCGUAGGGCCGGUGCGCGGGAAAUGUGCGAGGACAUGGAAUGCCUGGCUCCGUUGCUCAAGACUUGCGGCAAGAAUCUGGAUUCAGAACAGGGCAAAGAGCUGAUGAAUCAGUACUUCGAGACGUUGGAACGUCGAUCAAAGUCAACUGAAUAUCCACCAAGGAUACGCUUCAUGCUAAAGGAUGUCAUCGAGCUGCGACUGAACCAUUGGAUUCCACGCAAGGUUGGCACCGCCGAGGGACCCGUCCCCAUAAAGCAAAUACGCUCGGACGACGACUCUAUCAUACGCACCCCCUUCCCCAAUCGCAAUCGCGAUAUGCGCAACAACGAUCGCGAUUCCGACAGCUGGAUGAACCGAUUCCACUUGAAUAUCCAGCCUGGCUAUAAUGAUAUGUUCAGCGGGCUAAGUGUCGCCGGAUCCUCUCCCAUUGUGUCCCCAUUCGCCACCAGCUCGAAUCGGGACCGAGAUCGCGAUAAUCGCCAGUACAACAAUCGCGGCGACCGCAAUCGCGACCAGAACGGAGGCGGCGGCGGCGGAAACUACAACAAUCGCUACAACAAGCACAACCAGAACGGUGGAGGAAAUGGCGGAGGAGGGUCAUCUGGUAACCGGGACCGAGUUCGGGAUGAUUCGCGCAGGAACAACGACCGGGACAGGGACCGCAACGACGGACAAUAUGGCGGUAAUCAGCUGCUGGGCAGCAAGGAGCUAGCGCCGCGUUUUAAGCGCAAUUUGAUCACCACGAACCAGGAUGCGGUGGAGAACUUGCAAAUGCGCCCGGCGGCCAACUCCUUGCUUUUCCGAGCGGCCAACCAAAACCAGAAGUUCCCAGCCACGUUGCCCAUGUCGACGCCACCCAACAGCAGCCAGGGCAAGGACCAGGGACAGCUAUCCAAUUCCCACUAUCCAUCCCAUCUGAUGAAUCCCACACGUCCAUCGUCCACCCCGUCUGCGGAAUACGCGGAUAACAAGACACUCCACGGAGUUCAGCAAGAGAAGACCCUCAAGGCGACCUCAUCGUCGCCCAACUUCAGCUCGGGUGGCUCGCGGGAGAAAUUAGAUGAGCAGAACGCGGACGCCCAAUCCUCAAAGUCUUCGAACGACGGCAAAGAACAUGAACAACCGAAGAGUGGUUCCGUGGAGAGACCUAGCACACCAUCAGGCAAUGGCUCGGCCAAGCAGCAGAAGAAGGAUAAGUAUACCAGCAAGGAGGAACAGGGCAAGAAGGCCACCCUCUACUUCAAGGAGAAGUUCUUCUACGACGAGGAGCCAAAGGAUGAGGAGACAGAGGUCGAAGCUCCAGCGCCAGCUGCAGAGCAGGAAGGGGAAACACCAAUACCCUCCCUCAAAUCUGACCGAUUCAGUGAGCUAGUUGAGGGAUUCCUCGAGCUGAAACUGCCCGAGAAGUCCCUGAAGGAUGUGUGCAUGAACUUGCUGAUGGAUGUGUUGGACCGUGUGAAUGAUGUCUACUUGGAGCGCGUCGUGCGCUUCUUGCAGACAUUACGCAAACAGUCGAGCAUCAAGCCGAACAUUGUAGUGGAGGUCUUCAAGCAGUUGGUCAACAAGAUGAACGAGCGCGAAGCUCUCAAUCCGAGGAUCACGGCCCACGUGGCGAGUGUCCUGAGCAAGGCCGUAUGCGAGCCAGCUCUGCUGAAGCUGAACGACAUCGCCAACUACACGGACAAUGGGCAGCACUUCCCGCUUUUCCUCUUGGUGCUGCAGCAGCUGCAUAAGAGCAUUGGCAAGGAGGCCUUGGAGGAGAAGUUCCGAGCAAGUAAAAUUGACCUGAUGAACAGUCUGCCAGAGGUUGAUCGUAACAAGGAGAGACUGGCCGAAAUACUCGAGGAUCGCAGUCUUUCCUUCCUUUAUCCGUUGUUGAAAGUGCAGGCCGAGAUGAUGAAGCAGUUGCUGUCCGAUCCCAGUCCGACCAACUUCUAUAAGUGGAUCAAAUCGAAUGUGGACAACAAGUACUACAAGGACCCCGGCUUUAUUCAGUCCCUAAUGACCGUAGUGGUGAAAUAUAUAACCAAGGAGACGACACUGGCCCCCAAUCUGGUCCCAAAGGAAGCUCCGGAGAAGGCCGUUACCCAGAAGGAACAGCAACUGCUGGAGAACUAUAGUCAGAUGCUGCAGACCUUCCUUGGACAAAACGAACUACAACUGAUCGCGUUGUAUGCCCUGCAGGCGUUCUGCUUUAACGAGAAUUUCCCCAAGGGCAUGCUGUGCCGUUGGUUCAAAUAUCUGUACGAGUCUGAAAUCAUCGAGGAGGAAGCAUUCGUCUCUUGGAAGGAGGAGAUUUCCGACAAAUAUCCAGGCAAAGGAUCCGCUCUGUUCCAAGUGAACGCCUGGCUGACUUGGCUACAAGAAGCCGAGUCCGAGGACGAUGAGGAUUAAGAAGCACCGCCCCGAAUAACAACAACUCUAUUGUAUAUCACAUUAAUUUAUAUUCACAAAUUGAUUACAUGAAAAAAAGAACAAAGAAAACGCCGCAACAAAAAAAAAAAAACAAAACAAAAGAUAAAAUCAGCAGGAUGAAAAUGAAAGCUUGGAAUCGCGGUUGCAAAUCUUAGUCAAAUUAUAGUAGAAGAACCCUCAAGUUAAUCAAAAUUAUUUGAUAUUCAAAAAAUGCAAACAAUUAACAACUUAGUAUCAACAAAUAAAACGCAAUAGACGCAAACGUAUAGAAUAUUAUUCCACGAAAUAUAAACGCAAACGAAAGUAGUAGAUUUUAAUUGACAUUUCAAGUCACGAACGCAUAUAUACAAUACAUUUUUAAUUUACAAUUAGUAAAUCUUGACUCAACCGGUACUGAGAACUGAUCUAUCGAAUAAUAUAUUCCCCCUUUUUUUGUUAUCUCUAUUCAAUUGCCACUCGCACAUCUCUUCGUUUUUGUAUUCACCUUAAGUAAUUCAAAUCAAACAACGCUAAAAAUAUAUAAAUCAGUACAUAUGUGCAGUAGAUGCGAAACUAUAAAAUCUGAUUGUAAUUCUGAACAAAAUAUCGUACAUAUGUAUUUUAACCUAACAAAAAAAAUCUAUAAAAAUCUGCCGACAUUAAUAAGAGCUCUAAUAAAAAUGCAACCGACACUGCGAACGGCAAAA
This is a messenger RNA of Drosophila miranda, 3843 nucleotides long. Its product is annotated as eukaryotic translation initiation factor 4 gamma 2-like. Bases 431 to 3136 code for a protein of 901 amino acids. Gene Ontology annotation, molecular function: translation initiation factor activity; mRNA binding; protein binding. The transcript has 3 exons. Gene Ontology annotation, cellular component: eukaryotic translation initiation factor 4F complex. The record is from RefSeq and is a predicted model, not a curated record. NCBI's taxonomy places the organism in Eukaryota, Metazoa, Arthropoda, Insecta, Diptera, Drosophilidae.